ACGCCCGGCGGCGGCCUAUGCCCCUCGAUAUAAAAGUAUUUAUUUUAUAAAUUUAAUGUCAAUAUCGGAAAAAUGGACACACGAAAGCUGACCGAAAUUCUAGGCGCUACAAUCGAUCCUGAGCAGAGGCAGCAGGCGGAGGAACAACUGUCGCAGAUACAUAAAAUAAUUGGUUUUGCUCCGUCACUGUUACAAGUUGUAAUGCUGAAUGAGGUUCGCAUACCACUACGCCAAGCUGGAGCCAUUUACCUAAAGAACCUAAUUACCUCUGGAUGGCAGGAGAAGGACGCCGAGGAAGGCGAGCCCCUCCCCUUCAGCAUACACGAGCAGGACCGGGCCAUGGUCAGAGACAUAAUAGUGGAUGCUAUAGUUCAAGCUCCUGAUAUCAUUAGAGUUCAGCUCUGCGUCUGCUUGAAAACAAUCAUCAAACAUGACUUCCCUACGCGCUGGACGCAGAUUGUCGACAAAAUCCACAUUUACCUGCAAAACCCAGACGCGAACAGCUGGAUGGGUGCACUCCUUUGUUUGUAUCAGUUGAUCAAAAACUAUGAGUACCAGCAGGCUGAAAAGCGCGUACCCCUUAUAGAGGCUAUGAACCUGCUUUUACCCAUGAUGUACAACCUUAUUGUGAAUCUCCAAACAGACCUUUCAGUGGAGUCCGUUUUGAUACAGAAACAAAUACUCAAAUGCUUCUUUGGCCUAGUGAAGUACAUUUUGCCACUGGAUUUGAUUACGAAAGAGGUGUUCACAAAGUGGAUGGAGGUGCUACGGAUAGUGAUGGAGCAGCCAGUGCCAGAGCACACGCUGCAAGUAGAUGAAGAUGAGCGUUUGGAGCUGCCUUGGUGGAAAUGCAAGAAGUGGGCAGUGCAUACUUUGUACAGGGUUUUUGAGCGCUGUUCAGAAACUAUGUGUGGAUCAUUAACUCCUUCCAAUUCCGUCCCUCAGCAUUCUUCAAAAUUAUACGGGAGCCCCGUGAAUACGAGAGAAGAGUACGUACAAUUUGCUGAAUGGUACUUGACGACAUUCACUGGGGGCAUUUUGGAGGUGCUACUGAGGGUAUUGGAUCAGUACAGAAAUAAGGUCUACGUGUCUCCAAGGGUGCUACAGCAAACUAUCAGCUACAUUGACCAGUGUGUGACGCACGCGCAUUCAUGGAAGCUGUUGAAGCCGCAUAUGUUUGCAAUUAUUCAAGAUGUGCUUUUCCCGCUUAUGUCGUACUCCGACUCUGAUGAGGAACUCUGGAACACAGAUCCCCACGAGUACAUUCGAUUAAAGUAUGACAUAUUUGAAGACUUUGUAUCACCCGUAACCGCCGCACAGACGCUACUCGUGUCGUGCUGUAAGAAGAGAAAAGACAUGUUGGAGCGCACGAUGCACCUCUGCAUGCAAGUGUUAACUAGUAGAAAUGGAGAAUUUGGUCCGAAGCAAAGAGACGGAGCACUCCACAUGGUGGGAACGCUCACUGGCCUACUUCUCAAGAAAAAGUUAUACAAGGAGGAGAUUGAUUCUCUUCUGAGUCAACAUGUCUUCCCGGAAUUCAGCAGCCCUUACCGCUACAUGCGGGCCAGAGCUUGCUGGGUACUACACUGCUUCGCCAACGUACGCUUUAAAAACGAAGUGCAUCUGGUGGAGGCUGUAAGGCAUGUGGUCAAUGCCCUCCUAAAUGACAACGAACUACCGGUGAAAGUAGAAGCUGCUAUUGCCAUACAGAUGCUGUUAGUAGCACAGGAAAAAGUGCAUAAAAUUCUAGAACCGCAAGUAAAAGCAGUAACUACUGAAUUACUCAAAGUCAUUCGUGAAACUGAAAACGACAACAUAGCCAGUGUACUUCAGAAAAUUGUGCCACUGUACACUGAGCAUUUGAUGCCGAUGGCAUAUGAAAUUACUGAUCAUCUUGCAACGACGUUCAGUAAAGUUCUAGAAACUGACUCCGGCACAGAUGAGAAGGCGAUCACGGCCAUGGGUAUACUCAAUACGAUGGAGACGGUUUUGAACGUGAUGGAAGACAAUCCUGAAAUUAUAGCGCAACUCGAAAAGACUGUCUUGCGAGUUGUCGGACAUAUAUUGCAGCACAACAUUAUGGAAUACUAUGAAGAGGCGAUGUCGCUGCUGUGCAAUCUGACGCAGAACUCAAUAUCGGAAGAUAUGUGGAAGGUUCUAGAACUAUUAUAUCAAGUGUUCGAGAAGGAAGGCUUCGAAUACUUUACGGACAUGAUGCCUGUAUUACACAACUACAUCACUGUUGACACAAACGCGUUUCUCUCGAACGAGAAUCAUAUAUUGGCUAUCUUCAACAUGGCUAAAGCGGUGUUGAAUUCAGACAGUGAGGACGAAUCGGAGAUUUACGCGGCCAAACUGCUGGAGGUGAUGGUGCUACAGUGUUCAGGCAAAAUCGACAACUGCCUUCCUUCGUUCGUAGAGCUCGUGCUUAACAGACUCACUAAGAAAGUUAAAACUACGGAACUCAGAACCAUGCUACUACAGGUUCUGAUAGCAAUCCUAUACUGCAACCCGCCUUUGUUGUUCACGAUAUUAAAUAAGCUGCAAGAAUCUGUUCCCAACGCAUCAAUAACAGAGCAUUUCAUCAAGCAGUGGAUACAUGACACCGACUGCUUUAUGGGAAUACACGACAGAAAACUAUGUGUGCUUGGCAUUUGCACGUUGCUGGAAAUGGGCCCGCAGCGGCCUAACCUCGACGAGGUUGUGCCGAAGUUGCUGCCGUCAUGUCUGGUGGUCUUCGAUGGACUGAAACGCGCGUACGAGGCCCGCGCGGAGGGGGACGACGAUGAUUCUUCUGACGACGACGACGAUGAGGACGAUGACGCUAUGGCCACAGAGGUGCUGUCAAGUGAUGAGGAUGAUAUUGACGAAAUGAACAACGAGUAUUUGGCGAAUUUAGCACGAAUGACUGUCAAAAACAGCGCUGCGCAGGGCGUCAACGUAACCACCACGAUCGAGGACUACGUGGACACCGACUCAGAUGACGAAGACGACGAGCCAGAAGACACGGCCAUCGAAUGUUACACCACACCCCUCGACGACCAGGAUUGUCAAAUAGAUGAAUAUAUCAAAUUCAAGAACACACUCUCAGCAUUAGCAACGACCGAACCAGGUCUGUACCACGCGCUGACGAGUGUGCUCAACGAGGAGCAACAGAAAGAAUUGAAUGCUGUGUUCGUGCUUGCCGACCAGCGGAAAGCGCAACAGGAUAGCAAACGCAUCGAACAGAGCGGCGGUUACUCGUUCACGGUACCAGCGCGAGUGCCGACCAAAUUCAAGUUUGGUUCGUAAAUUCCUGCGACGAAUACGUACACACCAAC
This is a messenger RNA of Hyposmocoma kahamanoa, 3320 nucleotides long. RefSeq names its product importin-7 (gene msk). The record is from RefSeq and is a predicted model, not a curated record. Gene Ontology annotation, molecular function: small GTPase binding. Gene Ontology annotation, biological process: protein import into nucleus. The transcript has 15 exons. Lineage: Eukaryota; Metazoa; Arthropoda; Insecta; Lepidoptera; Cosmopterigidae. The coding region runs from base 73 to 3291 and encodes 1072 amino acids. Gene Ontology annotation, cellular component: cytosol; nuclear envelope.